Messenger RNA from Trifolium pratense (red clover), 2204 nucleotides. RefSeq lists its product as uncharacterized. Bases 38 to 1801 code for a protein of 587 amino acids. The record is from RefSeq and is a predicted model, not a curated record. Gene Ontology annotation, cellular component: membrane; Golgi apparatus. Lineage: Eukaryota; Viridiplantae; Streptophyta; Magnoliopsida; Fabales; Fabaceae. The transcript has 5 exons. Gene Ontology annotation, biological process: transport.
AAGUUUUGAUAUGAUUUAGCCACGUAUUAAACUAUUAAUGGUUCCACCUAUUACCAUAACACAACGAUUCCUCACUGCAAAAUCAAUUCUCACUUUUUCACUCUCUCGCUCACUUUUUUACCGUAACAUUUCAGAUCAGCGACAACACAAACACACCAAAAUGGAUUACAUCGAUCACGGCGGCGAUCACCGUCGUCGUCGUCGUCGUCGGAGCCUCCACUCUUCAAUUCAACACAUUUCUGUCAUUUUCAUAUAUCUCACUUUCCAUUCAGUCAUUACACUCGUCGGUGCUUCCAUUCAUGACUACCAAAACGAAACCUUUAUCCGUCGGUCUAAUUCGUUUUUCUUCCAUGGCGGUAGUGAAGGUCUUUAUGCUUCUAAACCUAUUUCGUUUAAUCACUCUUUAUCUUCUCAAGAUAAUUUUCCCACUGGUAAAUCCUUCAUCAGGUUUGAGUCCAUUACCUUUCGAAGAACAAAAGAAUCUGCUGAAAAGGCAAGUUCUAUGCAGCAAAAGACAGGGUUGGUUGAAGCUAUAAUAAUUAAGGUGAGAGAUAGGAAUAACAUUGGGAGUGUUUCUUUGAACUCCGAUGCUAUAUGCUGCACUCCUGAGCUUGCCAAAGAAGGUUCUUGUAAGUUAGGAGAGGUUAUCAUCCGUGAAAACCCUGACGAACCAAAUGGACCGAAACGCUUGCAGACCUUUUUUGAAGGGCAGGAUGAAGAGACUAACAUGGUUAUUCAAACUGUUGAAAUAAAUAGUACUGGAAUGUAUUAUUUGUAUUUCAUGUUUUGUGAUCCUCAACUGAAGGACACAGUGAUUUCUGGAAGAACUGUUUGGAGAAACCCGGAUGGUUAUCUACCCGGAAAGAUGACACCGUUGAUGACAUUUUAUGGUUUGAUGUCUUUGGCUUACCUUUUUCUCGGUCUUGUUUGGUUUCUCUGGUUUGUACAGUAUUGGAAGGAUGUGAUACAGUUGCAUUACCACAUUACUGCAGUUAUUGGCCUUGGCAUGUGUGAAAUGGCCUUGUGGUAUUUUGAGUAUGCAAAUUUCAAUUCAACGGGAAGCAGGCCAAUGGUAAUUACAGUAUGGGCCGUGACUUUCACUGCUGUCAAGAAGACAGUGUCGCGGCUUCUUCUUUUGGUGGUUUCUAUGGGUUUCGGAGUUGUGCGACCAACACUUGGUGGUCUAACGUCAAAAGUAAUUCUUCUUGGUGUGGUAUAUUUUGUGGCCUCAGAAGCACUUGAGCUGGUAGAACAUCUCGGUAAUAUUAAUGACUUCUCUGGAAAAGCAAGACUUAUCUUGGUGCUGCCUGUGGCUCUGUUGGAUGCUUGCUUUAUUCUUUGGAUCUUUUCAUCAUUAUCUAAAACCCUGGAGAAGCUUCAGAUUCGGAAAAGUACUGGAAAACUUGAGUUGUACAGGAAAUUUACAAAUUCUCUUGCAGUGACGGUGCUGCUUUCAGUAAUAUGGAUCGGUUAUGAGUUGUACUUCAAUGCGUCUGACCCUUUGGGUGAAUUAUGGCGAAGAGCUUGGGUCAUCCCGGCUUUCUGGACUUUGCUUGCUUAUGCUCUCCUGAUAGUGAUCUGCAUUCUCUGGGCCCCAUCUCGUAAUCCAACAAGGUAUUCAUACUCGGAAGAGACGGGAGAUGACUUUGAUGAGGAAGCUGUCACAAUUGUUGGAAGUGGAGUUAAGGUGUCUGAAAUGGCUACCAGGCUAGAAAGAAAGGAUAGAAAGUCAUCAUCGACAUCACUUUCUACAGAUCAUCAUGUAUUUGGAGUAGUUGAAGAGGAAGACAAGAGAGAGUGAUUUGGUCUCAACUUCUUUAAUCACUUUUAUUCACUUGGGUGGGCUUAAAAGAUGUCAAAUGGAGAAGUAACAAGGGAUAGAGAAAGAUCAUUAUUCAAUGGUCAUUCAGCUUCUAAAUUUGAGGUGAUCCUGUGAGCUUUUCAGGAUGGAUGUUCCGUGGACAGCAACCAAAAUCUAACUGGUUGUGUGCUUGGUAAGGGGGCAGAAUUCCUUGCCUAGUUAUAUUGUCGUUGUAACUAGUUACCUCAACAUGGUUCAAGUAACUUUUGACCUUAUUUUUGCUUACCCUUUUAUGUGCUCUAUUGGGCAUUGUUAAAGAAAUACAAGGAAAGAGAAUGUUAAAACCAAAGUACAAAAUCUAUCAAAAGAUAUGAGCUGAGGCUUAGUUACAUUGAUGCUUUAA